Molecule: messenger RNA, 2395 nt
Organism: Boleophthalmus pectinirostris (great blue-spotted mudskipper)
Lineage: Eukaryota; Metazoa; Chordata; Actinopteri; Gobiiformes; Gobiidae
Gene: calub
Product: calumenin b
Exons: 7
Coding region: 129-1088 (319 amino acids)
Cellular component (GO): endoplasmic reticulum
Molecular function (GO): calcium ion binding
Source: RefSeq, a predicted model, not a curated record
GCCCUCAAACUGCAUCGAACAACUUCUCACCAGACCGGGUACUUUCUUUUACUUUCAAUCUUUUAUAGUGACUGGAAGUCUAGCAUUUGGCCGGUGAUUUAGCUGUGAUAUAGCGGACACGUGAUUUAAUGAUCAUGAAGAUGGAGCUGCGUCCCUUGUUCAUGUGUUUUGCCGUGUGCCUGGUGUACGCCUCCAGUAAACCCAUGGAGAAGAAAGACCGUGUCCACCAUGAUGAACCACUGAGUAACCGUGAGCACAAUGACGCAGAAGACUUCGACUAUGACCACGAAGCUUUUCUGGGACAAGAGGAGGCCAAAACCUUUGACCAGCUUACACCUGAGGAGAGCAAGGAGCGCCUUGGUAUGUUGGUGGAGCGCAUCGAUGAAGACCAGGAUGGCUUUGUGACUGUGGAGGAGAUGAAGAAGUGGAUCAAACACGCUCAGAAGAGGUGGAUCUAUGACGACGUUGACCGACAGUGGAAAAGCCACGACUUGAAUGGAGACGGGGUGGUGUCCUGGGACGAGUAUAGGAACGCCACUUACGGCUAUAUCCUCGAUGACAGCGACCCAGAAGAUGGUCUAAGCUACAGACAGAUGAUGGAUCGUGACGAGAGGAGAUUUAAAAUGGCCGACCAGGAUUCGGACAUGAAGGCCAACAAAGAAGAGUUCACUGCUUUUCUUCACCCAGAGGAGUAUGAUCACAUGAAAGACAUCGUGGUGCUGGAAACCAUGGAGGAUAUCGACAAGAAUGGAGAUGGCCUCAUCGACCUGGAUGAGUACAUCGGUGACAUGUACAACCAGGAUGGGGACGCCUCUGAACCUGAGUGGGUGAAGACGGAGCGUGAACAGUUCACUGAGUUCAGGGACAAAAACAAAGACGGCAAAAUGGACAAAGAAGAGACUCGAGACUGGAUCUUGCCCAGUGACUACGACCACGCUGAAGCCGAGGCCAAGCACUUGGUCUACGAGUCAGAUUCUGAUAAGGACGGCCGUUUGACCAAGUCUGAGAUCGUGGACAAGUAUGACCUGUUCGUGGGCAGCCAGGCCACAGACUUCGGGGAGGCACUCACGCGACAUGAUGAGUUUUAACCCUUCCCCUCCUGCUCAAAGACUCAGAUCACCGUGUGUUGCUCGCCUCUGCCACUAGGAGUGCUGUCACUGAGAUGAGCCCAAACGCCACGGACAAUAAUUUAUUUGAAUGUUUUUUUGUUUUGUUUUGUUUUUGUUUUUUAAUGCAAAUUAUUUCAUACACAAGCUUGGCUGGUUUUGAAUUCCACCUUUUCAGAUCAUAAGGAUGGACAGUGUUAAAGACAGAAAAAGAAAAAAAAUCAGGACACAUCUUUUUGAAAUGCACUGGACCAUAAACCGUAACAUUUUGCUGUAAAUUUUGUAUCAUGCCCAAGUGGAUGUGUUUUUGUUUUUUAAAUGUGCAAUAUGUAACUUUUCUCAUCUAGUGUCACCUACCUCCAUCUCCAUGGAGAUGUUAAAGUUUGGAUGAUCCACUGUAUAGCAUUAGAAAUAUUGGUGACACUUUAUAAUAUAAAUAUAUAACUACACCUUAAUAAAGCCUAAUGAAAGACUUAAGUCAUAAUCAACAAGUAGUUUACAUAAUUAGUACUGAAUCAUUUUUAAUAGUUACUAAAUUGUUCUUACUAGACAGUUUGUUUGACUUAUGCAUUUUGAUUAUUACCUUAAUGUUUUUCAGAGUAUUUUAAUACUAAUACAAAUGCCAGUAAUUCAAUCAAUCCAAUGUAGAUAACUUAAAUUCCAUACCAGGAAAAUCAAUUACAUCUUCAUGGAGACAAGCAGGUGGCAGACUGAGACCCUCCGCAAGAAAAGUUCCAUAUUUCACCGUUAAUGACUGAAUGUUGUUUUGCUGACGAUAAGCGACUGCUACGAGUUUGACCGUGAAGAUUAUUUGGACCAGUGCAAUAAUGAAAGCAGGAUUAGUUUUUGUUAAUUGAAUGAUGUCUCUCAGUGAAGGUUGGACUUGAAGGCCUUGGUUGAACUAAAUAAUUUUGUCCAGAGAAGCUGCAUUAUAUUGUUGAAGCAUCACCGUGCUGGUAUGCAUGUUGUGUACAUAUAUUACUCGUGUAUUUCUGUUUGGUGUGUUCACUUUUGUAUUUUGUGCCAAGCUAAAAAGAACUUUGAUUUCAUCCAAAAAGUUAACCCUUUGUUUUGAUUGGAUUCUUUCUAAAUGUUUGGCUUGUAUUCUCACCUUAUAACCACUGUUGAUACUUUUAUCUAUGAUUAUAAAUUGUAUAUGAAAUUGUUUUUUACAAGCUGGCCUCACCAAUAGCGUUCGCAAGUGACUUUACUGUAAUGAUGUUGGUGCAGCCCAAAUGAGGUCCAUUUUGUGAUUGGGAGAAAUGUCUCAAUAAAAUAAAACAAAAUGA